This is a messenger RNA of Meira miltonrushii, 2146 nucleotides long. Its product is annotated as acetyl-CoA synthetase-like protein. Bases 287 to 1957 code for a protein of 556 amino acids. Gene Ontology annotation, molecular function: CoA-ligase activity. The record is from RefSeq and is a predicted model, not a curated record. The transcript has a single exon. Gene Ontology annotation, biological process: secondary metabolic process. Lineage: Eukaryota; Fungi; Basidiomycota; Exobasidiomycetes; Exobasidiales; Brachybasidiaceae.
UAGCGGCAUGAUAAAGUACCGGUCCUUAAACUUAAAAGUGUGGGGUAGAGAAAUGGCUGUUUGGGAUGGUGACUGUCUUGAGCGAAAGGCCUAAAUGUGACGAUAGCAAGAGCUUACUAAGGUUGAUUAACAGAAGACAAUGGGCCCCGGGACUACUCAAAGCGCUUUCGGAUCAAUAAAAGGUCAUUCUAUCCGGCCUUGAUUUCACAAUCUGGAAGGUUAAAAGCCGAACGCAUUCAUUCGCAUACAUCUUCCUCACAAUCAACUCUCUCUGUCAUCAUUCAUCAUGGGCGGCACACUCUCAAAAGUAGGAACGCAAUACGACCAAUCCACCGGAACAUAUACCAACACUUGGCCAGCACCAAAAAUUCCAAAGCAAAGCAUAAUAGACUACCUGUUCAGCAGCAUUUCAUUCGAUGAUAAUCGUGUAGCAUUUGUGGAGCAUGGAAAGACGAGAAAGAGUAUCACAUAUGGUCAAUUGAAGUUGGAAGGGUGGAGAUUAGGACAAGGUUUGGUCAAAGCAGGUUUCAAGCAAGGGGAUGUGAUUAUGCUUUGUGCUCCCAAUUCGAUCGAAUGGAUCAUCUUGUUAAUCGCUUCACAAUUUGCCGGCUUGACAAUCGCACUUGCAAGUAGUCAGUACAGUCCGAAAGAUUUCAAACAUGUUUACACUCUCACACAACCAAAGAAGGUCUUUAUGCCUCUCAAAUUGAGCGUCAAAAAAGCACAAGCACGUCUACCGAUCAAUUGUCAAAUCGCAUUGGACGAUAGUAGAGGAACGGCAAUCCCUGAUAUGAAUCGAAUGAAAGUAUCAGAAGAAGAAGCCAGAAAAGCCAAACCGAGAAACCCAACCGAUUUGGAAUCAACUGCAAUUCUAGCUUUCUCUUCCGGAACGACAGGGAUGCCCAAAGCUGUAGAACUUUCUCAUAGGAAUGUUGUUUCCAUGUUGACGAUCAUCAGGUGUUUCCCAGAUGUGCAUGAUAAACCAAUGCGAGUUUUGAACACAUUACCAUUCUUCCAUGCAAUGGCAUUGCAAUUACACAUCUUUUUGCCCAUCGCAGUUGGAAGUACAGUACAUAUUCAAGUUCCCUUUAAUCCUCAAUUAUUCCUUAAGCUGAUCGCACAAGAGCAAAUUCAAUCAACCGUUUUGGUUCCGCCAAUCGCCGUUGCAUUUGCAAAUCAUCCAGCAGUAACGAAAGAAUUGUUCUCGUCAAUGAUCACUUUUGGCUGUGGAGGAGCCCCUUUGGAUACCAAAGUUCAAGUGAAAUUAGCCGAAAAAAUUCAAACGGACGUUGCACAAGGAUGGGGAAUGACUGAGACCACGGUUGGCUGUUUAGGCAUUCAUUCAAAGAUGUCUCCGGGUACUUGUGGUCGUGUAUUACCAGGAAUUGAACUUAAGCUAAUCGAUCCAGAAUCGGGAUCCCCUGUCGAACCUGGAAAGCGGGGUGAAAUUUGGGUUCGUGGACCAAAUAUAUUCAAAGGAUAUCAUAAGAACCCCAAAGCUACGGAAGAAACAAUGACGCCGGAUGGAUUCUUAAAGACUGGUGAUAUUGCUUAUGCAAACGAAGAAGGACAUUUUGCAAUUGUUGAUCGUAUAAAGGAAUUGAUCAAGUAUAAGGGUAAUCAAGUUGCACCUGCAGAAUUGGAAGGGCUGAUUAAUCGACAUCCAAAGGUUGCUUUGAGUGGAGUGGUGGGCAUAUACAGUGAACAACAAGGAACAGAAUUACCGAGAGCAUACAUUCAACUUAAGCCCAACACGCCGAAGCAAGGUGUUGAAAAAGAGAUCGAAGAAUACGUAAAAGCAAACGCAAGUAACCCUAAAUGGUUAAGAGGGGGAGUUUCAAUUAUACCCGCAAUUCCUGCUACCCCAAGUGGAAAGUUGCUGCGAAAAGAGUUGAGAGUGUUGGCAAAGAAGGAGAUGCAAAAGUUUGAAGGAGAUCCACCACAGGCAAGAUUGUGAGGGGAUGACUUCUUUUAUACGCUUACCAAAAUGUUAUUCUUAAAUCCAAAAUAUUUCAUUUCACUUUGUAGACUGCUUUGAAUGUUCAGUCGAUUAACAACAGUUUUCAUAUUCCUUACCCUUUUUUGGCUUUAAUGAGGGUUGUGUUUCGAACAAAAGCGGGCUGAAUGACGUCUUUUUUAAUGAUAG